This is a messenger RNA of Bemisia tabaci, 3714 nucleotides long. RefSeq lists its product as uncharacterized. The record is from RefSeq and is a predicted model, not a curated record. Gene Ontology annotation, cellular component: nucleus. NCBI's taxonomy places the organism in Eukaryota, Metazoa, Arthropoda, Insecta, Hemiptera, Aleyrodidae. Gene Ontology annotation, molecular function: RNA polymerase II transcription regulatory region sequence-specific DNA binding; DNA-binding transcription factor activity, RNA polymerase II-specific. Gene Ontology annotation, biological process: regulation of transcription by RNA polymerase II.
GUUACAGCAUGACAGAAAUUCGAGACUUUUACAAUUCUGAUGAUUGUGAUAGUGAAAAUCUCUACCAAUGUAGAACAUUUUCGUAAAUUUUGUAUGUAAUUCGCAAUCACCAUAAGAUGGACAGUUUUACUAAAUACGUAUUUACGCCAAUUUAAUACUUAAUUUAAAAUUUAUUGUAUCCUUAAACUAGAUUCUUAAAUCUUUAAAAGUUGAGAAUCUUUUACACUCAUCCUCCGCUGCGAUAUCACACCAAUUAUUUAUUAUUUGUUCUUCAUCCGCAUCCAUCUACUUUAGUAUCACGACAAAUCAUAUUUGAGUCGAUACCUACCAGGCGGAACAUUUUCAGGAAACUAGUAUGGUCAACUCAAUAGAGGAAAUUCUUCAUCUUAUUGAAAGAUUACUUGUUAUUUUAAAAGAAGGAAGAAUGCUGAAAUCAUACAUCUUAACUUUUUGUCUCCAAGAAGUCGAAAUUGACAAUGGCAUCAUCAUAUUGGUUCAGCCUUUCAUCACUGCUCUUAAGGAUGUAUUACUGCAGAUGUUUGAAGAAUGGGAAAUUUCAUGGAAGAAACAGUGUUGCCAGAAGAAUAAUAACCAAUUGGUUCCUUUUUCCAACUAUAACUCCAGCCGUAUUUAUACUGAAGAGACUUUGAAGACUGAUAGUUCCUGCAUGCUGAACUCCACCAGACAAACCCUGUAUGAAAAAAUAGGGAACUCCAAUGAUCAAGAUCCAGUCACGAAAUGUCAGGAACCUACACAACAUGGAUUGCUAGAGAACACAUGCAUGGAGUUUGCUUCAAAUCAACGAUGUCAAGAUCAAAGUAUUUCAGAAACUCCUAAUGCAUCUUACAGUCUUCCAAAUACAUCCUCCAGCAUUCCUAAAAACGAAAAAGCUAUUACUGGGGCUACCCACUUCCCCUUGUGUUCCGAAUUGAAUACAGAUUCUGAAUCAAGCGCAGGGAGUACUUUUGAUGACAGACCUUCAUCAGGACGUGUUAGCCCAUCGUUUGAAAAUAUAUUUUAUCCUAGAGUUCAUCUUGAAUUAGAGCAUGAAGACUUGUCCCGCGCUGGUGAUAAGAACAGUCAAAAUACAGGAAUUAGCAACUUUCCAACGAAUGAUGCCUGCUGUCAUAGCACUUAUCUGAAAACUAAAAUUCAGUCAAAUUUCAGAAAUAUCUCUCAAAAUACUCUUGGAAAUGAAAGCUAUAAAAACAUUCAUUAUGCUAAAUUAUACUCUCAAGUUGAUACUGCAUCACACCCCACGGAAAAUAACGAAACUAAUUUAAACUUUUCAAAUAAAGAGAGCCACAUUUUCGAAAAUACUUCUUUUCCCAGAAUCUAUUCUCAUUCGGAGUCAGAUAAUCUGUCAAUCGUCAAUAGUAUUAAUACGCCCAAGAAAGGCUUUGCCAAUGAAGAUGUAACAUCUCAGACCGAAACACCUUUGAGCAAAGGCGAGAAUAUUUUUCAAAAUGUCGCAAGCCAGUCUAGAUUCAGCCAUGCUGCAGAUGUGAAUAUGGGUAGUUCAGUUUUAAGUGAUUGUAACAUGCCUGAUGUCAGUUCUUUCACAAACGCUCCAUCAAAUACUCUUAACGUUGACGAUCUGUCUCUAUGUGUGGACCAUGAUACCGUGUCUAAAGAGACUAACCAUCUAGGGUCUGUAACUGCUACGGACGUAAAUGAAACCUACUCAAAUAGACAAACUACUAUUGACUCCUCUGUAUUGAAUAAUUCAUCAUCAAGUUUCCCAUCAUAUUGUUCUUCAACAGCACCAAAAGAAACUCAGUCAUUUGGAUACUCUCAUGUGAAGUUCAAGUCAAAAAAUGUACCUGAAAAGGAAACAAGUUCUUGUACAUACCAAGUAUUGAAUGUAUUGAAGACACCAAUAAAAGAAGGGGAACAUUAUAAACAAACUCUAGUACAUGGAAAGAAAGUUUUCACCUGCAGCUAUUGUAAUGAGCCCUUUCCUCGCUUGGGAAACAUUCGAUCUCAUCUGGGAAAAGUUCAUAAGAUCCAGUCUACUCCAAUUUUCUCCUGUGAUUUAUGUGGCAAAAAGUUUUCGAAAAAGAUGUCUCUCGCAUUGCAUAUUCGUUCUUUACAUGAUGGAGUAAAGCCUUAUGAAUGCCAGUUUUGUCUCAAAAGAUUUUCUCAGAAAGUUGUAAGAGAUACGCACGUCGCCAGACACACAGGAGAUUAUCAAUAUGGCUGUAAUGAAUGUGGGAAGCGGUUUGCUGCCAAGAACAAAUUACGGUUUCAUAUCAAGUCGCAUGGUGAACCUCAAUUCCAUUGCAACUUGUGUAAUAAGUCAUUUACCACCAGCCAGUAUCUUCACAGUCAUGAGAAAACUCAUGCAAAAUUCACCACAGAAGAUGCAAGGAUUUGUGAGUAUUGCAAUACAGUAUGCUCCAAUGAAACAGCACUAUUACGACAUCAGCGCUACAAACAUGGCAAAGCAUUGUUUACCUGUGACUCUCCCAACUGUAACAAAUCUUUUGUAAGCCGUACCAUGUUGUUGAGACAUCAAGACCGCCUUCAUAAUGCCAAUAAAAUGAUGUAUCAGUGUAAGGAUUGUGAUAAACAAUUCUCCCAAAAAAGAAGUCUACAGGAUCAUGUAAAGCAAAAGCACAUGUCAGGGUUGACCGAGGAACAGCUUCGUCCAUUCCACUGCACUAUCUGUGAUAAACGCUAUGCCUAUGCCAACAAACUUGCUCUCCACAUGAAGACACAUACUCAGGAUCCUCCGCAUCGCUGUGACCUCUGCACCAAAGCUUUCUACAGGCUGGACUGUCUGAAAUUGCAUAUGGCUUCUAAGCAUUUCUUCGCAGAUCAGUUGGGUUUUCCAAAGUCACAUGCUUGCAAUGUGUGCGGUCACAGUUUUGCAACUAAAUCUAGUCUGAAAACUCACCAAUCGCUCCAUUGUCAGAAUAGUGAAGACACCAUUGCUUUCAAUUGUAUUCAAUGCAAGCAGGUCUUUAAAAGCAGAGCAGCUCUUAAUUAUCAUUUAAAAAAACACAAAGGACAACUCGGUUUUGAAUGCAGCUACUGUAAGAAGAAGUUCGUUCGAAAAUGUUAUCUUGAUGAUCACAUUCAAUCACAUAUCUCAGAACGAAGUUUCAGGUGCGAUUUGUGUUCAUCAAGUUACAAGCGCAGUAAGCACCUGAGGGAACAUGUUCGACGAGCUCAUCCUAAAAACAUCACUGUCGAUUCGCUUCUUGAAUCCAUCACCAACGAAAGUAGUGAUCAGCAAAACUUACUACCUGCAAUAAAGGAUGAACUGAUGAUGAGUUUAGCUGCAUUGUGAGACCUUAAAGUUUUUAUAUUUUCAUGGCCAUUCAAUAACGUCUAGUCAUCAAAAUGUCAUCUUCAUUGGGAAUGUAGAUCUACACUUUGCUUUUGAGGUAUUUAUAAUGCUUCAUUAAAAAAUCUAGAGGAUGAGAUAAGGGUCCGUUUAUAAAUUACGUAUUGCAUUGAGGGGGAAAGGAGGUCAUAGAGAGUGUUAUGCCCUGUUCAAAGAUGAAACCCUCUGUCACAUAAGUGUUUUAAAGGGGGAGAGGGGCUAAAGAUGCUGGAAAAGUGCGUUACGUAACUUAUGAACUCUCCCUAAUUUAAUAUAUUUAUCAUAUUCCAAGAAUUUUCUAUUUAUUUUUUGUCAAUUGACUUGUCACCCAGGCUCUAAAACUUUAAACGUUUACAAGAGUUUCAAUUAUAUACAUUUUUUUA